Drosophila miranda is the source of this 661-nucleotide messenger RNA. Its product is annotated as E3 ubiquitin-protein ligase RNF181 homolog. Bases 166 to 609 code for a protein of 147 amino acids. The record is from RefSeq and is a predicted model, not a curated record. The transcript is spliced from 3 exons. NCBI's taxonomy places the organism in Eukaryota, Metazoa, Arthropoda, Insecta, Diptera, Drosophilidae.
CUCAUUUGUUGCGCGGCGUUGGAUGAAAACGCGUCGAAAUCGCGUGAAACGAGCGGCUGAACGAACGAAACGAAAACGCCAGCACCCGAAGAAGGCGAAGAAAAACGCGCGCGUGCGUCGAGAAGGAGAAGAGGAGGAGAACAACAACAACAUCAAACACAAUCCAUGUCCGACUAUUUUGAGGAGCUGGGCCACGAGCCCACCGGUCCGGAGGGGGCCAACGACUUUGCCAAGCACUACCGCCGCCUGCAGGUGCUGGCCAUCAUGAACGGCAUCGACAUCGACAUACAGGUGCCGGAGGCCUCGAAGCGAGCCAUCGCUGCGCUGCCUGUGCACAAGGUCCUGGAGGCCGAGUUGGGCGGCGAUCUGGAGUGCGCGGUGUGCAAGGAGCCGGCCCAGGUGGGAGAGGUGUACAAGAUUCUGCCGUGCAAGCACGAGUUCCACGAGGAGUGCAUUCUCCUGUGGCUGAAGAAGACCAACUCGUGUCCCCUGUGCCGCUACGAGAUGGAGACCGACGACGCGGUCUACGAGGAACUGCGCCGCUUCAAGCAGGACGAGUCCAACCGCCGUGAGCGCCAUGACAACCUCAUGAAUUCCAUGUUUGGUUAGAGAAAGUGCUGAAAUUGUCAUUUGGUUAAGGGAAAUAAAGAUUGGUAUGGUA